ACGACCGACACGCACGUUACGAUGUGGCCACUUUGUUCUUGCUGCCGAUGCUUGCGAGCUCAUGAUGCACCGGUGAGAUCAGAGCGCGAAUGAUGGCUUGUUGUGGCAAAGCAGAACAGGAAGCGUCGGGUCACGCAUCGUGAAGUGUUGUUGGAUGGAAGCUUCGGGUGUGUCGUCUUCUAUUUCGUGGCUGCUGCUCUUCUGAAGUAGAUCUAUCCGAGUCCAAAACGUUGCGGCGAUCUUUGGCAGAAGCGCAGAGCAGCCGCAAUGGAUUCUGUUUGCAGUAGCUUUUGAUCGCAUCGUAGUUUGCGCUGCUGUGCAUCUUCCGGGGAGGGUAGCAGAAUGCCGUCGAGGACAGGAUAUGGAGCUGCGAAGCAGGUGGUGGUGGAGGAGAAGGGUGCCGAAUGGGAGGUGACUCCCGGCGGAAUGGUGGUACAGAAGCGCGAUCCCGAGUCCGGGCCACCCGCUGCCGUCGUCCCGACCAUCCGUGUCAAGGUCAAGCAUGGCUCCGUCUACCACGAGAUCUACAUCGGCUCUCAGGCCACCUUCGGGGAGCUGAAGAAGAUGCUGUCGGCGCGUAUCGGGAUGCAUCCGCUCGACCAGAAGCUGAUCUACAAGGACAAGGAGCGGGACUCCGCCGCAUUCCUCGACACCGCCGGCGUGAAGGACCGGUCGAAGGUAGUGCUGGUGGAGGACCCGACGGCGAAGGCGAAGCGGCUGCUGGAGACGCGCAAGACCGACAAGAUGGAGAAGGCAGCCAAGUCCAUCUCCGCCAUCAGCAUGGAGGUCGACAAGCUGGCGUCCAAGGUGUCGGCGUUGGAGGCGAUCGUGAACAAAGGCGGGAGAGUGGUGGACCAGGACGUGGUUCGGCUGAUCGAGUUGUUGAUGAACGAGCUGCUCAAGUUGGACGGCGUCGUCGCCGACGGGGACGUGAAGCAACAGAGGAGAUUACAGGUUAGGAGGGUCCAGAAGUAUGUGGAAACGCUCGAUCUGAUCAAGAUCAAGAAUGCAACGCCGAGAGCCAAUGGGCAUGUCCAUCAUCCUCAACAGCAGCAGCAGCAGCAGUCUCAGCAACACCAGCAGAGGCAGCAGCCACCGCAAUCGGUGGUGGUGACCACCGCGAACUGGGACACAUUUGAUUCCUUGUUCAUGCCAUCCACCUCCACGCCGGCCACCACCGCCACCUCCACCGCGUCAUCCACCCCCACCACAAGGUUCGACUGGGAGCUGUUCUGAUGUCUCCGCCACGAGCAACUCAGCAGAAUCAACAGCAGUACGUCCUCGCUCGCUUGCUCUCCGUCGCUACUAUUCUUUUGUGUGCAUACCUCCAACUACAUAAGAAUAAAUGGAUUCAUGUCAAUAUGUUGUAUCAACCAUUUCAAGAUACAUACUCUUUUUAUGUCAGAGAAUUUUUGUUCACGGUA
Molecule: messenger RNA, 1424 nt
Organism: Musa acuminata subsp. malaccensis (wild Malaysian banana)
Lineage: Eukaryota; Viridiplantae; Streptophyta; Magnoliopsida; Zingiberales; Musaceae
Source: RefSeq, a predicted model, not a curated record